This is a messenger RNA of Falco peregrinus (peregrine falcon), 4133 nucleotides long. RefSeq names its product inhibitor of growth family member 5 (gene ING5). NCBI's taxonomy places the organism in Eukaryota, Metazoa, Chordata, Aves, Falconiformes, Falconidae. Bases 117 to 839 code for a protein of 240 amino acids. The transcript has 8 exons. Gene Ontology annotation, cellular component: nucleus. The record is from RefSeq and is a predicted model, not a curated record. Gene Ontology annotation, molecular function: chromatin binding. Gene Ontology annotation, biological process: positive regulation of DNA-templated transcription; positive regulation of apoptotic signaling pathway.
GACCAAUAGGCACUGGGCGAGUCAUGAAUAUGGGAUGAGGCCGGGGCCGCGGCCCUUGUCAUGCGGGCCCGGCAGGCGGCGGGAAGCGGCGGCGGCGGCGGGGCGCGGGCCGCAAGAUGGCGACCGCCAUGUACCUGGAGCACUACCUGGACAGUAUCGAGAACCUGCCCUGUGAGCUGCAGAGGAACUUCCAGCUGAUGCGGGAGCUGGAUCAGAGAACUGAAGAUAAGAAAGCAGAAAUUGACAGUCUUGCAGCAGAAUACAUUGAAUCAGUGAAGAACAUGUUACCUGAGGAGCGAGUGGAACACCUGAAGAAAAUCCAGAGUGCCUACAGCAAAUGUAAAGAGUACAGUGAUGAUAAAGUCCAGCUGGCCAUGCAGACGUACGAGAUGGUGGAUAAGCAUAUCCGCCGGCUGGAUGCAGACUUGGCAAGGUUUGAAGCAGAUCUGAAAGAUAAACUGGAAGGCAGUGACUUUGAAACCCCUGGAUCUCGAAGCCUGAAAAAGGGCCGAAGUCAGAAAGACAAAAAAGGCUCUCGUGGUCGAGGCAGGCGAACGUCUGAAGAAGAUACACCAAAGAAAAAGAAACUCAAAGGAGGAUCUGAGUUUGCUGAUACCAUCCUGUCGGUGCAUCCUUCAGAUGUCCUAGACAUGCCAGUGGACCCCAACGAACCCACCUACUGCUUGUGUCACCAGGUGUCCUAUGGAGAAAUGAUUGGCUGUGACAACUCGGAUUGCCCGAUUGAAUGGUUCCACUUUGCUUGUGUGGACCUCACCACCAAACCAAAAGGGAAAUGGUUUUGUCCUCGUUGUGUUCAGGAAAGAAAGAAAAAGAAGUAAGGAGUAGAGGAGAAUACAUCCUCUGAGGCAAGAAGAGUUUAAUAUAUUCAUUCAUGUUGCAAUAUUAUCUUUGAUAUUUUUUUUUAACCUACCCUCCUUUUUCUGGUAUGAUAUUUAAUUGUCCAGUGGCCAGUUGUAAUUCCUCUUCUUUCAUAAGAAAAUUACUUUGGGAGGGAGUCCCAAAUCCUUUUGCCACAGGGAUUUUAUUUAUGUUACACUUGGCACAGCACUGAAAUUGGUGUUACUAUGAAGUGCUAGGGCAGCCAGUAGCUGUAGUCUCUGCUAGUUUAUAGGAGUCUGAAACUACAUAAGGCAUUGCAGGAAAAUGACAUACCUGUAUCCUCAGCGUGGUGCAUCACCGUCAUCGGAAUAGUUUAGGCCUGGAGCUUGGUGUGGCAGAGAGCAGGGAAUUUUCUCUGAUGCGGCCUGCAUGAAAGAAGUAGGCCCCAUUGUUUAGGGGCAAAGUCCAUUUGUUGUGCAGCUUUGUGGUACAGAAAGGAACAGGAAAGCUAGCUGGCUGUUUCCACUGUCUGCUUCCUCAAAGCCAAGUGCUGUGCUUAGUUUCGACAGGGCAGGGGUGGGAGAGAGGUAAGAGCCCACCUGUUUUGGGGAGUUUCUUCUGUCCACCUUUGCACUGCCUUCAUUUUACUUGAUCCUUGUCCCCAUUCACAUGAACCUUAAGGGAAGCAAACCAUUUCACUUUUCACCUCCUUCUAGAAAAGGUUUCUCUUUUGGGGAGAUAACCUUUAAAUAGCAAAGGAAUUGUCCUGCAAUGUUUGUUAGUGACAGUAAUACUGAGGGAGGGCAUUACCUUUCCUGGCUGUUUCCAUUUCUCUGAAGAUCCUUUAAAGUACCUUACUGUGAAGAUGAAACCUACAGUAUUUUUAUAGAGAUAGAAGGUCGGAUUUAUUCAUAAAAUAAGAUGAAGGCCUGAUUUUUGUUAUUUGUGGUUGUCUGGGGUAAAUCAGGCAAACAGACUUUAGGGCAAAGGCUCCCUAAGGACAAUGUAGAUUCCCAUGGUGGUGUGGCAAAGCUGAAAGGCAGCCAUCUGAUAGCUUGGGGGGGUGCUGAAUAGUGUUUGCUGUGAAGCACUGCUGUUGAAAGCCAGUCAGCAGAAUGUUUCAAUACAACUUCUUGUCUUGUUUUUUUAGCUAGGGUACAUUUGCAUGUUCUUGACUUCUUUAAGCUGCGUUUCAGAUUAUGAAUGUGAAUCCUUGCUGAUCCUUGCUGUCGUCGCAGUGUCAGUCGAUGCAGCAGAAGGAAGAGAAGGAACUCGGGAGUAGGGAAAAAAAAAAAGUCUUUAUGGUUGGGUUUUUUCCUUCCCCCGAGUUAUAGUGGAUGCAGAAGUUGAGGGAAGAGCAGAGAUCGCUCUUGUCUCCAUAUAUAUCUGCUGCAUUAUGGGGCUUUCCCGCCUACAAUAAAAGAUGCUGGUGGAGAGUGGGGGGGGGGGGAAGCCCCAAACCAAAACCUCCUGCAGCAUCAGGCACCAGGGUUCAUGAACUUUGCUGCUGUGAUCCCUGAUGGCUGUUGGUGGCAGAGCUGUGAACUACUUUGCAUACCAUUGUGCAGGAGCUGUUGGUAUAGACUGCUGGAAAGGCAUUGAGAAACUUCCAGAUAAGCUUUUCUUCUGCUGUAAAAACAGUCUGAAUAAAGAGCAGAAAAAAACGGCUUCUGUUCAGAUUUUGGCAUUUUGUUUCUAAGAAAAAAAAAGAUUUUUCCUUGUUAUACUGACCCUCUUGCUUGUAUUUUGCAAUGAAAGAAAGUAGAACACAGCUCUUGCCAGUUUUGCUUCCCUGCUUUGCUCUGCUGGGCUUUGUAGAUGCUGCAGGUAUGUCAAGACUGACGUAAAAAAAACCUCUUGAUACCGAGACAGCUCUUCUGUGAACAUUUUGGUUUAUUGCAUCUGCUAUGGAAAAAAACCCCACAACAAAUCAACCUGUCUCCAGGGUCCUACCAUUUAAAGUGUGAUACUGCUCCUGUCUCGGCUACAUUGCAUCACUCCCUGCAUUGUGUCUGAAGUUUCCAUAGUCAAUAGGAGUGAUGCAUGUUUGUCACUGUUGCUGUUGUAAUAGCACCCGGAAAGCCAGCAGACAAAUGAAAAGCAGAUUGCUGGAGGGAAAGAGGAGGAAAAGCACAAUCCUACGAACCUGACCUUAGACGUAGUCAGCCCUCUUUUUCUUUCCACCUCUCCUCCUGAGAGCAAAUUUAAUUGUGAUACCUCAUGAGCCAGCCUGUAAUUCUGUAACCAGUGAGCGAGACCUGUACCUCGUUGACGUGCUACACUGGAGUAAUGCAGGAGCCUUACUGCGUCCUGACGCCUAAAUGUUGAUGCCAUUUCAGGUUUUAUUUCCCCCUUCUGUCCAAUGGUAUUGUAUAGGACUUUUUUUUUUUUUUUUUUUUUCUUACUUGCCCCUCCCCUGGCAUUAUUAGUAGUGGUAUGUCCGUAGAUUAAGCAUUUGAUUUGAAACGUGCUCAAAAUUCCACUGCACCUCUCUGGGAAGCAUGGAAGUGUGCAGCUAAGGAUGAGUCGGUGUAAAGCUGACUGCCCUCAGCUCAGGAAUGAUGUUCAGGUAGGACAGCAAAACGCAGUUUGUUAGCACGUGCUUUCUGGGGCUGAGAAGAGCAGACAUUUUCCUUUUCAACCAGCAAAGAAAAAAGAAAAAUAAACUCUGGAUGUUAGCAUCGGCCCCAAAAAGAAAGGUAGUUUGCUAGGAAUUGUGAAUAGCGUGAGGCACAACAUACUCACAGCGCAAGGUCUGUGACAUGUCGGAACAUCUGACAUGCAAUACCAGCAAUAAACUCUCCUGCUCAGAUACCAGCGCAGGGGCUCUGACGGUUCGAGAGCAUCUCCUGGCCGCUCACGCCUGGCUUUAGAGAUUUUUUGUAAAACCCCUUAUAGACAAAUACCAGUAGCCUUUUUUUGCUUACUAAAGGAUUUAAAUCUUUCUCCUGAAUUUUGAAUGUACAGUGUUAAAUAUACUUUCAUGGAGAAGGGUGAACAAGACUGUGAUAUGUAAAGGAAUGUUCCACUAAAGAUUGUCGGGACGCCUGAGCGCGUACCCUGUGGGUUCAGCUUUAUCCCAGCUCAUCCAAACUGGAGGUGAAAACGACUUUAACCUGAUUGUUCUAUUUUUUAAAUGAAUUAGAUCUAUGUUCCCUUUGUUAAUGGAAGAGAAUAUAAAUCUUUUUAUUAAAAAAAAAGGAAUGUAAAGUAAAAAUGUAUAUCUGUAUUUUUGGAUCAUGUUAUAGAUGAUGGAUAUAUUGUUAUAAAUAAAGUAUUUUUGGGAACAAAGA